Molecule: messenger RNA, 699 nt
Organism: Penicillium longicatenatum
Lineage: Eukaryota; Fungi; Ascomycota; Eurotiomycetes; Eurotiales; Aspergillaceae
Product: putative pyrimidine 5'-nucleotidase
Exons: 5
Coding region: 1-699 (232 amino acids)
Biological process (GO): pyrimidine nucleobase metabolic process; nucleotide catabolic process
Molecular function (GO): nucleotidase activity
Source: RefSeq, a predicted model, not a curated record
AUGACUGCCAACGGGAUAAACGGUGACUCACGGCCGGUCUUCUUCUUCGAUAUUGACAACUGUCUGUACUCUAAAGGAUGCAAUAUCCAUGAUGAAAUGCAGAAGUUGAUCAACAAGUUCUUCUGCAAGCACCUCGAUCUUACUCCGGAGGAUGCGCAUAUGCUGCACCAAAAAUACUAUCGGGAGUACGGUCUUGCCAUUGAAGGUCUGACCCGCCACCACAAGAUUGACCCGCUCGAGUUCAACUACGAAGUGGAUGAUGCUCUUCCUCUCGAUAAAAUCCUGCAACCGAAUCCCAAGCUCCGCACUCUACUGGAGUCCUUGGAUACCAGCAAGGUGAAGCCCUGGCUGCUCACCAAUGCUUACGUCAACCAUGGAAAGCGGGUGGUGAAAUUGCUGGGUAUUGAAGAUCUGUUUGAGGGUAUUACGUAUUGUGACUAUGGCUCGCUGCCGUUGGUUUGCAAACCGAGCCAGGAGAUGUAUGCAAAGGCAGAGAAGGAGGCCGGGGCCCCCAGCACCGAAUCGUGCUACUUUGUCGAUGAUUCAUAUCUCAAUUGCAAACAUGCAGCGGCUCGAGGCUGGUCAACUGUUCACUUUGUGGAGGCGGGAGUCGAAAUUCCACGCAUUCCGGCAUCAAAGUACCUAAUCUCGGAUCUUGAGGAGCUACGCGUUCACUUCCCGGAGGUCUUCAAGUCGUAA